This is a messenger RNA of Podarcis lilfordi (Lilford's wall lizard), 5355 nucleotides long. Lineage: Eukaryota; Metazoa; Chordata; Lepidosauria; Squamata; Lacertidae. The record is from the annotation of a GenBank genome assembly.
AUGGACAGAUCAGAUGACACGGUUGAAAUACCAGCCCUGGGCCGCCCAUUCCAGCUGGGGAUGCUGUACGACUGCCGUAAAGAUGCCCUCAUCCCAGGUAGAGCUGGUGCAAGGAAGAGCUUACACUUAGCAGUUGGCCCAAACAGUGCAGUUUCAGUGCUAAACGUGCUCCUCAAAUUCAUUUUCAACAUCCCUUACUGUCUUCUUUUGCCAACGUUUGUGUUCCUUUAUGUUCUCUUCAUUUGGACAAGGCUUCCACUUAUUAAAAAGAAGUCUUCUUGCCCGUGAUAGCGUCUUUGCUCCUUAACCUUGCUGGCAUCGUCUUGGCCCAAAUCAUCACCAUCAACAUCUGUCAAUAAAGAUUCAGCAGGUGUGUUCUGUUUCAAUUUUUUAAAGCUUGCUAAAAACCUUUCUAGUCCACCAGGCUUAUGCAGGCGAUUAAGAAUACAUCUUUCCACAAUUAUUACUGUAGGUAAAAAAACAGGACAUUUUUUCAGCCAGAACCUGCCAGAACUCAGUUCCAGCACCUCUCAGGUGGUCACCAUUGCAUUAUAAGAGAACAAGGGAAGCAUUCAUGGAGAGUUCUUUUUUCCUUGAAAAAUACCACAUUAAACAUAAAAAACUUCCCUAAACAGGGCUGCCUUCAGAUGUCUUCUAUAGGUUGUCUAGUUACUUUUCUCCUUGGCUCAGGGGUCACAUAACUCCAUACCCUCCAACAUUUCUCUGAUGAAAAUAAGGAUGUCCUACGCCUAAGGGACAGCGGAACAUUCCAGGGAUUAAAUCAGAAACCAGGAUGGCUUCUAUAAAUCCGAGACUGUCCCUGGAAAAUAGGGACACCUGGAGGGACUGUAAUCCAUUGUUGUGUUCUUGUACCAAUAAUUUAACAACUUUCACCACUGUAACUAAGCCAAGUUUUACUCCCUGUGUUGUCUGACUGCUGUAUGGAAAAGGACAUGAAUCUGACCUUUGGAGAGUUUUUAAGUAAACCAUUACGAACUUACCAAACAUGUGGUCUUUUUCUAUGCCCGGUGGGGGGGGGGAACUAUUUUGGAAGGAACUCACAAGCACAUAUUUCUCACAGCCUAGAUUUCCACACUUUGCUUUGCUGCAUAUUUUGUGAUUUUAAAUCUGCUGGGGUUCUCUCACCAAAGUGUUUUGUCCCAACUUGGAUCUUGGCCCCCAGGGAAUUCUCCUUAUAUAUACCCAUUUUUUCCGUGCCAGUCAACAACUAGCACCAGCUCUCUAGGGCCUCAAUCAGGACAUGAUCACAGCCCUAAAUGGUGGUGACUGAAUCUUAUCCCUGCUGCUGAGCCAGUGCCAACCCCCUUUCUGAGGCCUGUACAACAGAAGCUCAUGAAAUGUUCACACUUGUUACACUAUCAUAUCUGGUCAAAGAUUUUCCCUGUCUUUUGCAAAGUUUUACAAAACUGCACUAACCUCUUUCUUUGUGGAUGACAGUGGGACAAAAUUCAUGAGUGCAGACAUUGUGGACAGUGAUAGCUCUAUUUUAACUCCUUGUUUCUCUGUACACCCUUAGGCAUUAGGCUAAUUGUGUUCUACAUUUGUAUGAACAUACUCAAGCAUUGCAUAUUUCUCUACUUUAUCCCAGGAAUCACCCUUUGGGACCAGGACUCGCUUCAGAAGGACUUGUGUAUCAAACCGCAACCCAAGGCUGAAUAUGAAAUCAUUGCAUCUGACUCCAUCGAUGAUAAGGCCUCUGCCCUCAAUGUCUCAGCAUCACUCAAGGCCAGUUUUUUGGGGGGAUUGGUUGAAGUGGGUGGAUCAGGCAAAUUCCUCCAAGACACCAAGAAGUCCACGAAACAGGCCAGAGUCACUCUGCAGUACAAAGCUACCACCAAGUAUUCACAGCUGACCAUGAGCCAUUUGGGAAUUCAAAAUGUCACUUAUCCAGCUGUUUUUGAGCAUGGCACAGCCACCCAUGUUGUCACUGCCAUCUUGUAUGGAGCCCAGGCUUUCUUUGUGUUUGACCGAAAUGUCUCUUCUUCUGAGUCUGUGCAAGAUAUACAAGGAAGCCUCCACGCUGCGAUCAACUUGAUUGCAGUCUCUAUCAAAGGGGAAGCAUCUGUUGAGAUGGAGGAGAAGGAGAAAGCCCAAACGGAGAAUUUCAGCUGCAAGUUCUAUGGGGAUUUUUCUUUGGAAAGUAAUCCGGUGACUUUUCAAGAUGCCAUGAAAGUCUACAGCGAUCUGCCCCAAAAGCUCGGGGAGGAUGGAGAGAAGGCUGUGCCUGUCAGAGUUUGGCUGUACCCACUGACCAAGCUAGAUUCCAGAGCAGCUAAGAUGGUGCGUGAGAUCAGCUUAGCACUGAUCUUUGAUGCUCAAACUGUCUUGGAGAAGCUGAAUGAAAUCAGCAUGCGAUGCAAUGAUCUGGCUAUGAAUCCUGUUGCUGAAAACUUCCCAGAAUUAAAGAUGAAAAUCAAGAGAUUCAAGGAUCUGUGCAAGCAGCACAGGCAGACUUUCCAGAAACACCUGGCAGGAAUCCUGCCUUUGAUCCGGGGAGGGGGGAAAGAGGAAAGAGUUCUGGUGGACAUUUUAAUGUCCAUUAACCAGUCUCCCUUCAACAGCCAAAGACUCAGUGAGUUUUUGGAUGCCAAGGAACGAGAGAUUAAUUUGGUGAAUUCUUACCUUAGAAUCCUAAGUGAAAUGGAAGUAAUCUCUUCCCAGAACAAACUGGAAGAAAUCGUGCUAAACCCUGUGAAUGAGUUUGUUGUCUCAUUUACCUUCACUUCUUUACAUGAUGAGGAACCAUUUUUAGCCACCUUACAAGACUGGCUUCAGAAAGAUUUUUUUCAGGAAACAGCAAAUUCCACCAGUGGCCAAUUGACACCCAAGAACAGUAAAGCCUGGUUUGAGCACCAAGAGACAAAUCGGAAUGCUCGUAAAGCUGCCAAAUCCAUUACAGAUUUUGCCCGGGUCAAUAAAUCAAAUGAGAAAACCCGGUUCCUUGUGGCUUCUGUCCCAGAUCAGAACAACCCAGGUGCUUCCAUUUACCUCUAUGAAGAUGGGGAGAUGGUCAGCAGCAACUUUGAGCUGCCCUCAAAUCCUCUCCCUCCCCUGGUUGGCCGAAUUGGACAUGAGAGUGUGCAGCUGACAUUUCAACCAGCUGACUAUGGGAGGGUUUCAAUCUCCAGCUAUCAAGUAGAGUACAAGAUUGCAGGAGAAGAAAAUUGGAAGAUUGUGAAUACUGACGACAGUCAGGAGACAUUCCAAGUGAGAGGGUUGAGGCCGGACUCAGAAUACCAAUUCCGAUACAGCGCUAGGAGCAAACCAGGACUUAGUGAGACCAGCAACGUGAGUGAAUCUGUACAGACACGUCCUACCAGCCCUCCUGGGGAACUGAGAGUGAUAAUCGCAGAGUCUUCCAAAAUCAGUAUAGCCUGGGAGAGCCCAAAGAUCAUUGGCCAGGGAGCUGUUAUAAAGGAAUACAAAGUGGACUACCGUGAAGAGGCUGGAGAGGCAAAAAGCAAGGACAAAGAUGAAUGGGCUGAAAAAAGAACAGGGAAGAAAACAGAGUUCUGUGAGAUGGAUGGUCUGAAGCCCCAGACACCCUACAGAUUCAGAGUCUCAGCCAUGUGUGCCGGUGGGGCUGAGAGUGAGCCCAGCAAAGAGAUUGAGGUUUCCACAUCAUUGGAAGGAGACGAGAAGAGAGUAGCUUGUCAAUACCUCCAAGGCAGCACCCGCGUGGAGGAUGGGCCACCAGCAGUGUAUGCUCUGCCACUGGAGCCCAUACAGGAUGCCUCUGGAUCCUGUCUAACAUACCAGCUAGGGAAAGAGAACAUUCAGGUCCCCAACAAAGUGAUUAUGGUGAUGGGGGCAACAGGGUCAGGGAAAACCACUCUCAUCAAUGGAAUGAUCAAUUAUGUCCUGGGUGUGCAAUGGGGAGAUAAAUUCCGAUUCAAACUUAUUCAUGAAAAUACCAACAGAAGCCAAGCUCAAAGCCAAACAUCAGAAGUGACUGCCUACGUUGUCCACCACUGCAAGGGUUUCCAAGUCCCCUAUUCCCUCACCAUUAUUGACACUCCAGAAUUUGGAGACACAAGAGGAAUAGAGCAUGACAAGUUGAUAACAAAGCAGAUCCGGGAGUUUUUCUCCUCCCCAGGGGGCACUGAUCAUAUAGACGCCAUCUGUAUUGUCGUCCAGGCCUCUUUUGCUCGUUUAACUCAUGCCCAGAGAUACGUUUUUGACUCUGUGCUCUCCAUCUUUGGCAAAGAUAUAAAGGACAACAUCCAAGUCCUGAUCACAUUUGCAGAUGGACAGACCCCUCCUGUUCUCGAGGCCAUUAAGGAAGCCAAUGUACCAUGUGCUAAGGAUGCCAAGGGCACCCCUGUGCACUUCAAAUUCAACAAUUCAGCACUGUUUGCCAACAAUCCUGUGGAGCCUGGAGGCAACUUCAAUUUUGAUGAAAUGUUUUGGAAAAUGGGCACCAUGAGCAUGAAGACCUUCUUUGAUUCAUCCCACACGCUAGAAACGAAGAGCUUAACAUUGACAAAGGAAGUGCUCAGGGAGCGAAAAGAGCUUGAAGCUGCUAUUGAAGGGUUGCAGCCCCAAAUCAAAGCUGGACUGGCCAAGCUGGAAGAACUGAGGAAGACGCAGGAAGCCCUGGACAAGCAUAAGGUUGACAUGGCGGCAAACAGAAACUUUACAUAUGAGGUAGAGGUAACUGUACCAGUGAAGACGGAUAUAUCUGGCACAGGAAAAUACAUAACUAAUUGCAUGAAUUGUCACUUCACCUGUCACUAUCCUUGUGCAAUUCCUAGAGAUGAAGAUAAACGUGGUUGUGCAGCUAUCAGUAGCAGCACAGGAAGAUGCACAGUCUGUCCAGGCCAGUGUGAGUGGAGUGUGCACUUCAAUCAGAAAUACAAAUUUGAAUAUAAAACAAGAAAAGAGAGCAGGACCUAUGAAGAACUGAAGCAAAAGUAUGAAUGUGCCUCUGGUGAGCUGAUGACCACAGAGAAAUUGCUUGAAAAGCUUAAUGAGGAAUAUGAAGAAGUGAAACACAUCUUAGAAGAGCUUAUUCAGAAAUCAUCUCAAAGCCUCCAGCGCCUUCAGGCGAUUGCACUGAAGCCCAACCCGCUCUCUACCCCAGAGUACAUUGAUCUGCUCAUCAUGUCCGAAGAACAGGAGCUGAAGCCUGGAUAUCAGGAGCGAAUCCAGUCCCUGAAGGAAGUGAGGAAAGUAGCUGAGUUAAUACAGAAAAUUGCCAACAAGGAGCCUCUGCUGCCGGGAGAGCAGAUGCUGUAUGAUCAAAUUAAAGAAAAAAAGUCCUCUCUAGGAGGCAAAAUUAAGAAAGGGAUUGCAGCUGUUGUAAACUGGUUUAAACAAGGGGAUCAUAUAUAG